Melitaea cinxia (Glanville fritillary) is the source of this 1128-nucleotide messenger RNA. It is a transcript of the gene msR, whose product is annotated as G-protein coupled receptor dmsr-1-like. The transcript has 3 exons. NCBI's taxonomy places the organism in Eukaryota, Metazoa, Arthropoda, Insecta, Lepidoptera, Nymphalidae. Gene Ontology annotation, biological process: G protein-coupled receptor signaling pathway. The coding region runs from base 13 to 1128 and encodes 371 amino acids. Gene Ontology annotation, molecular function: G protein-coupled peptide receptor activity. The record is from RefSeq and is a predicted model, not a curated record. Gene Ontology annotation, cellular component: membrane.
GGCAGUGACGAGAUGGUGGCGUACUGCGUACCUGGGGGCCAAAAUUUUCAACGAGUCUACAUAAAAGUCCACGGCUACAUAGCCCUCAUUAUCUGCCUACUCGGCUCUGUUGCCAAUUCGGUCAAUAUUGCAGUGCUCAGCCGCAAAGAAAUGACGUCGUCUACUAACUCUAUUCUAACCGCACUUGCCGUUGCAGAUCUUUUGGUUAUGAUCGAUUAUAUACCUCUAGCUCUUCACAUUUACACAGACAUUGCAGAGGAAUUAAACCGGAAUUCGUAUGCGUGGGCUGUUUAUGUAUACUUCCAUUCUAUUUUCAGCCAAACUUUCCAUACCAUAUCUAUUUGGCUUACGAUAACUUUAGCGGUUUGGAGAUUCGUAGCUAUUAAAUUUCCCCAAAAGAACAAGACGCUCUGUAAUAAGAGAAACACAAAUAUUGCGAUUGCUAUUGCUUACGUCGUUUGCCCCAUAGUAUGUCUUCCAAUUUAUUUUGCUAUGAACAUCCAGGAAUUGCCUAAACAAAAAAGCGAUACUAAAAAUGUUACUAUGAAUGAAACGGACUUUGUGAAUGUAACGGCUAUCAGUGAACCAAUGUACGUAAUAUCAAUGACGAAUAAUCAAGAUUUAUUGACUGCUAUAUUUUGGAUUUACAGUGUUUUCUUAAAAUUAAUACCUUGUGUAGUUUUAUCUAUUUUUAGUGUGUGUCUUAUUUUGAAAAUGAAAUCCAGUGAUAAAAGACGGCAGAAACUGUUAAAAAAGUCUACUGUUGCAAUUAAUGAGGGCGAAAAAGCUCGUCUUAAUGAAGAUGGCGGCAAAAGGGGUGGUCGAACAGAUCGUACGACGCGCAUGUUGGUAGCACUGCUUGGAUUGUUUCUAGCCACAGAACUACCGCAGGCACUGUUCGGUCUACUUACUGCAAUCGCUCCACAUCUUUUCAAAAUGUGCUACUAUGCAUUUGGCGAGGUGAUGGAUCUUAUGGCGUUGGUGGGGUCUGCCGUGAACUUCGUGCUGUACUGUAGUAUGAGUCGUCAAUUCCGUUCCACAUUCACUAGGCUCGCUGGUAAGCUUCUACCGCCGUUGGUACGCGAUGAUGGCGAACACGCUACAACAUCCACCACGGUAAUGGCGUAG